Lasiodiplodia theobromae is the source of this 864-nucleotide messenger RNA. RefSeq lists its product as uncharacterized. The transcript has a single exon. Lineage: Eukaryota; Fungi; Ascomycota; Dothideomycetes; Botryosphaeriales; Botryosphaeriaceae. The record is from RefSeq and is a predicted model, not a curated record. Bases 1 to 864 code for a protein of 287 amino acids.
AUGCGGAUCUACUGGUCUGACCGCAGUGGCCUAUUUCAGAGCAAUUCCUCCGAUCCAUGCCUCAGAAACGGCACAGCUACUGAGAGCAACCAGUGCGACUAUGACACAUUCCUUCCUGAUGAUCCUGACGAAAGUUACUUGGUCAUGGAACUCUCGCAACCCACUUCUCCACAUCCAGAAUUGGUCUGGGUGAUAUUGUUCGCUCUUUCGUACGGUUUUGCUACGUACACCUUUGAUGCAACAACUAUCUUUCCAAAUCUUCAGAAUGUCAUAGUCCCUGAGCCUCCACAGCCAAAUUCAACCAAAUCCACAGCAUUUAAUCCAGCGUGGGUGCUCGCCGCAUGGGGAGUCAACCCGGAUGGCAGCCUGUCUUCAAGUCGGGACGCGGUUCUCAAGCUCCAACAAUCAGCUCAGGCUGCGUUUUAUGAGACUAUAGUCAAUCCUCGCGAUUCCUCGAACUUUAUUGGAGCACUCAUGUACACCAUGGCUCAGGCGGCUUCCCUCGUCACGUUCACGAAUAGAACCAUUGAUGAUCCCUGGUUACAGCCGUUGAAGACCGACAACAGAACCGUGCUCUGGACGAACAUCAAGCAGGAGAUCUGGGGUUGGGAGAUCGGAUCACGCACUUCGAUUCUCGGUGUCGGGGUUGCCAUCGCUGGAAUCCUGACAGUCCUCGUUCGAACAGGGCUACUAAUCAUCAUGCGGGAGAAGCAGCGUGGGACUACGGAGAUCAUCGCAGCAGCGCUGCAGCAUCGGUACCACGGCGAGUUCGGUCGUGCUAUGAAGGAGUCAGAGCUUGCUCGUGUCAGAUAUCAGAUUGGACAAGAUGAGGAAACGGGGAAAUUGCGGUUUGUACCUUUGUGA